AUGCCGAACGAUAAUGUACCAAAUAGUAAUGACAAGUCAAAUAUUGUUCAAUCUGAAGCGAAUUUAGUAACUAGUGUAAUACGUCAUCAUCGUCUGAGAGUAUCGCGUACUCACGUACCGCCUGAUGAUAGCGACAAAAAGAUUAAAAAAGGAAAGUAUGGAAAACCACCCAUUUCUGGAUCGAAAUACGUACUCGAUGUCAAGGAAGACGGUAAUGUUCCCCUUUCACUCCCUAGAGCUGCGGGGACAAAAAGAAAAAGAGUAUUGACUGAGACCAGUGACAGAAAACUUAAAAAAAAAAAGUAUGAAAAACUAUCCAAUGUGGGUUCAACAAAUCAACGUGAUGUCGCGGAAGACGUUCUGAAAAAUAUGAUCCGACCUGUUGCAUCAGACUUACCAUCUAAAGUUGUGGACGGGGACAUCAAAAUAUGUAAGCGGACUAGAACAACGGAAAAGAAUAGUACAAUUCAAACUCCAGUACGAUGUCCGGGUGUAAUAAAGUUUGGAAAAUUUGAAGUGGAGACAUGUUAUUCAUGCCCAUUCCCGCAAGAGGAGGAUUCUCCGAGAUUAAUAUUUUGUGAAUUUUGUUUAAAAUACACUAAAUGUCAAUCGAUUUUGGAAAGACAUAUGCGACACUGUAAUUGGAGAACACCACCAGGCACAGAGAUCUACCAAAGUGGAGAUUUAAGCGUUUUUGAAGUUGAUGGAAAAGUAGACAAAACUUAUUGCCAAACACUAUGUCGAUUGGGGAAAUUAUUUUUGGACCUAAAAACUCUGGACUAUGGCGUUGAACCGUUCUUAUUUUAUAUUGUGACGAAAAACGACGGUUUUGGCUGUCAUUUGGUUGGUUAUUUUUCAAAACUAAAACAAAAUGAAGAAAAUUUUAAUGUAGCUUGUAUCGUUAUCAUGCCACAGUAUCGAAGACAAGGGUAUGGACGAAUUCUCAUCGAAUUCAGUUACCUUCUAUCUAGAAUCGAAAGACAACCGGGAACCCCGGAAACACCCCUUUCCGGCUUGGGAAAAAUGACGUACGAUGCAUAUUGGAAAGGUGUUAUUCUAGAAUAUUUAGAUAAACACAGAGGCAUUGACAACAUAUGCAUCAAUGAUGUUAGCAGUGAAACUGGUUUAAUGAGACAAGAUAUUAUAGACACGUUCAAAUCUCUACACAUGGUUGUGGAAAUCUUUAAAGAAAUGACCAUAUGCAUUGACUGGAAUGUUGUAGAUUCCCACAUAAAGAAGAAAAUUGAAUUAAAACAAAUUCAUAUCGACCCAGAUCGAUUGAGGUGGACACCGUCAAAUUUACCGGAUGGCCAAGAUAACCAACAUCUUGAAGAAUCAGUUUUCAUCAAGUGCCUUCCAGGUGGCUAA
Messenger RNA from Macrosiphum euphorbiae (potato aphid), 1368 nucleotides. The record is from the annotation of a GenBank genome assembly. Lineage: Eukaryota; Metazoa; Arthropoda; Insecta; Hemiptera; Aphididae.